This is a messenger RNA of Hyposmocoma kahamanoa, 1504 nucleotides long. RefSeq names its product ras-related protein Rab-14 (gene Rab14). Gene Ontology annotation, molecular function: GTP binding; GTPase activity. Bases 23 to 664 code for a protein of 213 amino acids. The transcript has 5 exons. Lineage: Eukaryota; Metazoa; Arthropoda; Insecta; Lepidoptera; Cosmopterigidae. Gene Ontology annotation, cellular component: recycling endosome; trans-Golgi network; phagocytic vesicle. Gene Ontology annotation, biological process: Golgi to endosome transport; endocytic recycling; phagosome maturation. The record is from RefSeq and is a predicted model, not a curated record.
UUGUGCAUAAUUUGCUGUCAAGAUGACCUCAGGACCGUACAACUAUUCCUACAUUUUUAAGUACAUUAUCAUUGGAGACAUGGGAGUGGGAAAGUCAUGUCUUCUGCAUCAGUUCACAGAGAAAAAAUUCAUGGCUGAUUGUCCCCACACCAUUGGUGUGGAGUUUGGGACUCGCAUCAUAGAAGUGGCAGGCCAGAAGAUCAAACUGCAAAUCUGGGACACAGCUGGCCAGGAGAGAUUCAGAGCUGUUACUCGAUCUUAUUACAGAGGAGCUGCUGGGGCCCUUAUGGUGUAUGAUAUCACCAGAAGGUCAACAUACAAUCACCUGAGCAGCUGGCUUACAGACACACGAAACUUGACCAACCCCAGCACUGUUAUAUUCCUAAUCGGCAACAAGUCCGACUUAGAUGGCCAGAGAGACGUCACAUAUGAAGAAGCUAAACAGUUCGCCGAUGAAAACGGUUUAAUGUUCGUGGAAGCUAGUGCCAAAACUGGUCAAAAUGUAGAGGAGGCUUUCUUAGAGACAGCUAAGAAAAUAUACCAGAGCAUUCAAGAUGGGCGAUUGGACUUGAAUGCCGCGGAGUCGGGAGUACAGCACAAGCCCGCGUCGCCGGGUCGCCCGCUCGCUGCGCCUCCUUCCGCUAAGGACAAUUGCGCUUGCUAACCGGUCACUUGCACUAGGACUCGCGGGUACUAAGCCAGGACGACGGUGGAUACACUUCCACGCAACCCCAGUCAAAACACAGGGAACAAUACUGUGGACGUCUCCCAAGGAUUUCCUGGCUACGUCCCUCACACUUCGAUUGGGGUAAUCAUACUUAAUGAAUAAGAAUCGUUACGUUAGUAAUAAAUGCAAUUAUCAAGAAUACCAAUUUAAUUUUGACAUAUUUGUAAUAAGUACAUUCCACAUGAAAAAUAAAAGAUUUAGGAUGAAAUUAAGAUGAUCUAUAGAUAAUAAACGCGAUCUUUAUACAUAUAGUUGUAAAGAGCAUCACAAGCGGGAUCAGAUUACGCCGUGUCGAUAAUAGUUACAUUUUCGGAGUUACAUGUUAUUGUAGUAAAAACUAAAAAUACAUUUUCCGGCUCGAAUUAAAUGUCUUGCUUUCAAUAUUAACUAGUUUAAAUGAUCAAUAUUUCUGUUGCUUUUAUUAGGUACAUGACGUUAUUUAUUGAAUUUAAAGCGUGUAUGUAAUGGAUAUUCUUUUAUUAUAGAUAUCACUGUAGAUGUAUAUUUCUUAGCGCAAUUUUUAAAUGCUAGAUUUAUGUUCAGGUCAAAACGCAAACUUAAACCUGAUGUGUAUGAAAAUUAUAAUAUUAAAAUGGUGUGCAAGACAAAAAGGUGCAUUUUCGUCUGACACCUUCGUUUUUGUGUACGAAUCUCUGCAGUUAACGAACCUAGCGAAUCGUCACAAUUCUUCUAGUUAAGGCAGUCGACCUUCAUGCGUCGUAAUUAGGUGUAACUACUGAUGUAAGCCACAAUAAUCAGCAUUAUUACAUUGCGCCG